Messenger RNA from Crotalus tigris (Tiger rattlesnake), 6136 nucleotides. RefSeq names its product receptor tyrosine kinase like orphan receptor 1 (gene ROR1). Gene Ontology annotation, biological process: multicellular organism development; positive regulation of kinase activity; positive regulation of canonical NF-kappaB signal transduction. The record is from RefSeq and is a predicted model, not a curated record. Lineage: Eukaryota; Metazoa; Chordata; Lepidosauria; Squamata; Viperidae. The transcript has 9 exons. Gene Ontology annotation, cellular component: signaling receptor complex. Gene Ontology annotation, molecular function: protein kinase activity; protein binding; ATP binding. Bases 783 to 3599 code for a protein of 938 amino acids.
UAAAAUCAAGCCAUCAUUUAACAACCCCCGUUCUCCACAAAUGGGCUCAGAAGUGGAAAAAAGCCAAAGGCAGAAAUCCACCAAGCCCCUAAAUAGCUUUUGUUCAAGCUGGCAACAGGGUAGCUUUUUCAAUGUAGAUUUUCCCUUAGCAUCUCUUUCUUCAUCCGUCUCUCACUGAAACUAAUCCUUAUGUCAACCGCCAUAAGUUUUUUUUUCUUCUAUUUUUUUUUAAAUUCGUUUUAAAAAAAGUUAAAUGCCUUGGCACGCAGCAACUACAGUUCCACCAUCGAUAUUUCUAGAAAACGUUUCCCAGCCACGGAGAUAGCAAGAUGGGGAGGCUUUUUUUUUUUUUGCGGCUCAGUGGAUAGUUUCCAACACGCGUGAAAUAAAACUCAAAGUGCGUCUAAUUAAGCGGAGAGUUGGCUUUGAGAGGCGCCGCCGCGGUUCCAGGUAGCGAAGCGCGUCCAGGCUGGUCCAGCAGGGGGCGCGGGAGGGUCGAUCAGGGCGGACUGGCCAGCCCCUUCCAGGCGGCGGGGGCUGCCUUGGCUCGGGAUGGGGCGGUCUGGAGCUACGAGAAAGUGACAAGCCAGGAGGCUGAGGAGCGAGGGAGGCCAGCGAAGGCAGCCUCCCGCCCGCCCAGAGGAGAGUUUCACAGCCCGCCCUUGGACAGAGCGGCGCGGAGAAGAGGGAGAAGACGGGCAAGCAAAAGCCCGUUCCAGGCCAGCGGGCUCGGGAUUCCUGGAUGUUGGAGUAGCGAGGAGGGACUAGGAGCCGGCUCAGGAAUGCAGCGUCGGCUCUGUCCGGGCAGCUGGAAAAGGAGCACUUUCCUGCUCCAGCUGCUCCUGUGGCUGCACACCCGGAGCCUGGCCGAACCCGCCGCGCCAGGAACAAAUGUGUCAGCCACUGCUGAUUUAAUGCCUACAUCAAAUUGGAACAUGUCAAAUGAAGUAGAUAAAGAUUAUUUCUUAACGCUGGAUGAGCCAAUGAACAAUAUCACCACUACUCUGGGUCAGACUGCAGAACUGCAUUGUAGGGUUUCUGGUAAUCCUUCUCCGACGGUGCGUUGGUUGAAAAACGAUGCUCCUGUUGUGCAGGAACCCAGGAGGAUAUCCUUUCGUGCCACAAGUUAUGGGUCCCGAUUACGAAUAAGAAACCUUGAUACCACAGACACUGGUUACUUUCAGUGUGUGGCGACAAAUGGCAGGAAAACAGUCUCUACAACUGGGGUGUUAUUUGUGAAAUUUGGUCCUCCUCCAACAGCAAGCCCAGGAACAUCGGAUGAAUAUGAAGAGGAUGGAUUUUGUCAGCCAUACCGGGGAAUUGCAUGUGCAAGAUUUAUUGGAAAUCGAACCAUUUAUAUGGAAUCUCUGCAUAUGCAAGGAGAAAUAGAAAAUCAAAUUACAGCUGCCUUCACAAUGAUUGGAACGUCCAGUCACUUAUCGGAUAAAUGUUCACAGUUUGCUAUUCCAUCUCUGUGCCAUUAUGCAUUCCCGUAUUGUGAUGAGACUUCUUCCGUUGCAAAACCACGAGAUCUGUGCCGGGACGAGUGUGAGAUUCUGGAAAAUGUGCUUUGCCAAACUGAAUACAUAUUUGCAAGAUCCAAUCCUAUGAUUUUGAUGCGGUUGAAGCUGCCGAAUUGCGAAGAUCUUCCCCAGCCUGAUAGCCCUGAGGCUAUCAACUGUAUCCGUAUUGGCAUCCCUAUGGCAGAUCCAAUCAAUAAAAAUCACAAAUGUUUCAACAGCACAGGAGUGGAUUAUCGGGGGACCAUCAGUGUAACCAAAUCUGGGCGACAGUGCCAGCCGUGGAACUCCCAGUAUCCGCACACCCACACAUUCACUGCUGUCAGGUACCCAGAGCUGAAUGGAGGCCAUUCCUACUGCCGAAACCCGGGCAAUCAGAAAGAGGCACCCUGGUGCUUCACCUUAGACGAAAAUCUCAAGUCAGAACUUUGUGACAUCCCUCUCUGUGAUCCAAAGGACUCCAAGGAAAAGAAUAAAAUGGAAAUCCUUUAUAUAUUGGUGCCCAGCGUUACAAUUCCUCUGGCUAUUGCCUUACUGUUUUUCUUCAUCUGUAUUUGCCGGAAUAACCAAAAGUCAUCUUCUCCACCCGUGCAAAGACAACCUAAGCACGUCAGAGGACAGAAUGUAGAGAUGUCUAUGCUCAAUUCAUAUAAGCCAAAGAGCAAAGCCAAAGAGCUGCCCCUUUCUGCCGUCCGAUUUAUGGAAGAAUUGGGCGAAUGUGCUUUUGGAAAAAUCUACAAGGGACAUCUUUAUUUGCCAGGAAUGGACCACGCUCAGCUGGUUGCAAUAAAGACCCUUAAGGACUGUAAUAAUCCACAGCAGUGGGCAGAAUUCCAGCAAGAAGCCUCGCUGAUGGCAGAAUUACAUCACCCAAACAUUGUCUGCCUUCUUGGGAUUGUGACACAGGAGCAACCAGUCUGCAUGCUUUUUGAAUAUAUGAACCAAGGAGACCUCCAUGAAUUUCUUAUUAUGCGAUCUCCACAUUCAGAUGUGGGAUGUAGCAGUGAUGAGGAUGGUACGGUAAAAUCCAGUUUGGACCAUGCUGAUUUUCUGCACAUAGCUGUCCAGAUUGCAGCAGGAAUGGAAUACUUGUCAAGUCAUUUUUUUGUCCACAAGGAUCUGGCUGCUCGCAAUAUUUUAAUUGGAGAACAGCUCCAUGUGAAGAUUUCUGAUUUGGGACUGUCAAGAGAGAUCUAUUCAGCCGAUUAUUACAGAGUUCAAAAUAAAUCCCUCCUGCCCAUUCGUUGGAUGCCACCAGAGGCAAUUUUAUAUGGAAAAUUCUCCUCCGAUUCAGACAUCUGGUCCUUUGGUAUUGUCUUGUGGGAGAUUUUUAGUUUUGGUCUUCAGCCCUAUUAUGGAUUUAGUAACCAAGAAGUCAUUGAGAUGGUCAGGAAACGACAGCUUUUACCAUGCUCUGAAGACUGCCCUCCCAGAAUGUACAGCCUGAUGUCAGAAUGCUGGCAUGAGCUGCCGUCUAGGAGACCAAAAUUCAAAGAUAUCCAUGCUAGACUGCGCUCUUGGGAAGGGAUAUCAAGUCAUACUAGCUCUACUACUCCUUCUGGUGGAAAUGCUACCACUCAAACUACAUCUCUCAGCGCAAGCCCAGUUAGCAACCUAAGCAAUCCCAGGUACCCUAACUACAUAUUUCCAGCACAAGGUAUGCCACAGGGCCAAAUAACUGGAUUUCUUGGCCCACCAAUACCACAAAACCAGCGAUAUAUUCCUAUUAAUGGAUAUCCGAUACCUCCUGGAUAUGCUGCUUUUCCAGCUGCCCACUAUCAACCUGCAGGUCCACCAAGGGUCAUUCAGCACUGUCCUCCACCCAAGAGUCGUUCACCAAGCAGUGCAAGUGGAUCAACCAGCACCGGUCAUGUGACUAGCUUGCCUUCUUCAGGAUCCAAUCAGGAUGCCAAUAUUCCCUUGCUGUCUCAUAUGUCAGUGCCAAAUCAUCCAAGUGGGAUUAGUAUAACUGUUUUUGGAAACAAAACUCAAAAACCCUACAAAAUUGACUCCAAACAACCAUCUUUAGAUUCUAGUAUUCAUGGGCAUAAUGAAACUGUGAUUUCAGCAGAGAUGUAAUAAAUAAGGGAGGCAUUUGUAAAUGGAUCUUUUUACAAUAUGAACUAGAGGGUUUUAGAGAUUUAUAUUCAAAUAUUUUAUUGGAGAUUUUUUUUUCCAGCUGUAUAAAGAGGUGUUUGCAAUAAGUAUCUUCUGUGAAGUUCUUAACAGGAAGUGCCAUUCAAAUUUUUAAAAAUGUACUAAUACUCAACACUGUGGCUGCAAAAUUAUUUUACAAAUAGUAAAGGGCAAAAGUAUUUCUAUGUUUUUUAAGAAACAUAUUUAAUCAUGGUUUUUUUUAAAGUGAAAUGUUUUCUGUCUCAGCAGUCUGACUAUUCGGAACACAUGGUGAUGAAAUGUUAGGAAAAUUAAUUAUACUUCUGUUGGAUGAAAAUUUCACUAUUGGUCUCAUGCUGUAUCCAAAUGCAUAUUCCAUUGAUUCAGAGCAGAGUUUCUCAACCUCAGCUGCUCUCAGAAUUUCCCAGCCAGCAUAUCGACACAUCUUAAAACUUGCUGAGAUUGAGAAAAGUCGAGCCAGACUACAACCAAGCAUACUGCUGAAUUCAUACAGUACACUAAACUAGUUUAGUGGAAUGUUUCUUGACUAAGCCACAGUUGCCUGACUUCACACAAAAUAUUAAGGCAUAAGCUAGGAUUUACAAAUCACAAGCUAAAGUUCAAAAAUACUUCACAUGCUUACUUGGUGUGUUGUCUGAACUAAGCCAUUGGCAGAGUUCACAUUGUGAUAAACCAUAAUGGGUUUGUUAUUUUUGGUAUAGACACUGAGGUUUCUAAAUGCCAAGGCUUAGCAUUGUGUGUGAUUUAGAUCACUGUAGCUUGUUUAGCAAAUUAAACUAGCAGUGUUCGAAAGCUGACACUGACUAGCUUAAAUGUACUAAAUCAUAAUGUGGUUUGUCUGGUUGGGCUUUCAAAUAGUCCUUGAGUUACAACCACUCAUUCAAUAACCAUUCAAAGGGGACUUACAACGAAUCCUUGGAGUUCUGGCCAUUGCAGCACCCAUCCAAUCACAGGAGUGAAAUUUCCAAUAUUCCCUGCCACCUUCCCCGCAAGCAAAGUCAGUGGGGAAGCCAGCAGGAAGUCAGAAGUUGCCGUCAUGUGAAGCUCUCACUUAAUGACCCACAUGAUUCUCACUUAACAAUGGCAGCUUGGACUGUCACUAAGUGAUGCAGUCACAUGACAUCAUGCUUUAUGACCACCUCACUUAAUAAUGGCAAUUUCAGUCCCCAUUGCUGUUGUAACCCAAGGACAACCUAUAUGCUGCAUUUGAAUCCAGGUACUAUAUUGUGUAAAUCAUGUUUUUAAUAUUGGGUUGUGAGUCCAGAAAAUUGGACCUUUUUCAGCAGAUCAUGAUUAAUGAAAUCAUGACUUAGGACAACAGCUAAAUCGGGCCAAUGACGUAUUAUUUUUAUCCCAUGCUUUGAUACUUAUAGGACCUUCAUCUGAUUUGUGAUUUUUUUUCUAAAUUAAAAGGAUAUGCAAUAUCACACAUUUAUUCAAUUAUGCUUAGUCCAUGCUAAUGUGUUUUUAGAGGAGUUUUUUUCUCAGCAACUUAUAGUCACUGGUUUGUGAAUUUUGGAUAUACGAUCUGUGAACCUAGUCAUUCCGUUUUACCCUUGUUAGAUAAACUAUUUUCAAAAAACAGUCUCUAGUGAUAAAUCUACAACCGCGUAUAAAACUCAAAAUGAAUAAUUUUGUAUUAAGGAAUACGUUAAUAGCAGAAUAAAGCCAGGAAGACAUUUUUUAAAAAAAACCUUCAUGAAACCACAUACAUUAAUGAACGAAAAAUAUAUUUCUUAAUUUUAUAUCUGUAGUUGCAAUAGAACUUUGUAUCCUUUUGUUGCUAUGCAACCCUUUAAUUAAAUAUUUCAGUCCUUAUUUUAUAAUAAACAGACAAUCAAUUUUCCCAGUAAUAUUUAUUAUUUCAAUUAAAUCAGUAGCUUUUCUAGUAUUAUCCCUGAAAUUCUACAUUCCAUUAGAUGUACACAAUAAUUUUCUAGAAAUUGCCUAUAAUUUUUGUAUGUUAUAUCAAAUAAUGUGAAUUAGAAUUUUUACUAGAAAAUAUGGCCUUUGUGUUAUUGAAAUUUAUUCAGAUAUAAUCUAUUCUAUCUGAAUCAUUUGAAACCACUGUAAAAUUGUAUAAAUUACAGCUUUUCAGAAGUUUUUAAAAUUUAAACAGAUUUGGAAUGGAUUAUGUACACAAUCUUUCAGACACUUGACGUAAUUUUCUUCUUUUUGCACAGAAAUGUUUUUGUAUAGCAGAAUUGAAAAUACAUCUUGUUUUCCAUUUUUGGGGGUUUAUUUCUCUUUUUCAUUAGUGAAGAUUUCUUGAAAUAUAGAGUGAUUUUGAGGAACCAUUUUGAUUUUAUUUGGUUAUUUUCACUGCAUGCAUUUAUUUACUGUAUUACUUUAUAGAUUGCACUAAAGCAUGAAUGUGUAAUAAGAUAUGGCUAUUUUAUACAGACGUUAAUUGCAUUUUUGUAUCUUGGACACUAGAGUAAUAUUAAACACUGAUUAUUUUAAACCACUGGUUUUGAAAA